GAGGCCCUUGUCUGACGUACUUCCGGAGCAUGGGAACAGCGGAAGUUGCACUGGCUCCCGGGAAUACAGAGUCGGGAACAUGGUGGUCACCAGGUCCGGGCUGUCUGGGACCAGGCCCCAAGUAGCGUCAGAGAGCUCCCAGCAGAAGAGUUCUGCUCCUCCAGGAAUUGGGACACAGCUGGAAAGCAAGAAAGAAUCAGGAUCCGAUGUCAGAAGCGCUGCUGAGAAAGGAAGUGGGGUCCUCUCUAGAAAGAGGACAAGCAAGAAUGCAGGCCCCCCAGCAGAGAUAGCUGAACCGACCACUGACGCAGAGGUCUCUGAAGCAGAGUCCCAUGCCUCGGGGGUUUCUUCUGUGCUCAAGGCCCAGCAGCCCAUUAUAAGAAUAACUAGGAAGAGGCAGGUCGUAGUCACACCCACCCCGAAGUCCAGUGUGAGGAAAAGGCAGAAAGUAGCCCAUCAGCAUGAGCCUCUUGAUGAAGAAGUUGUCUCUGAAGCAGAGUCCCAUGCUUCGGGGGUUUCGAUGGUUGUCCCUCCCACAGAAAGAAGCAGAAGAAGUAAGGCUAAAUCUCAGAGAGGUUCAAGCCAAGAGUCACAGACAGAAGCUGUAUCUGACGGUGAGUCCUCAUGCUCGGGCAUUUCAUCAUUUGAGAUUUCACCUAGGAGAACAGCCAGGAAUACGCAGAAGAAAUUACAGUUCCAAGCUGAGAAGAAAGAUACUAAGAUUGUACUGGGAAAUAAAAAGCAAAUCGUGAGCACAUCUGUGAAUUCACAGGACUCAGAUACUAGACAGACCUCUCAGUUACCAGCGAGACCACAUUCUCAGAUACAUAGGCCAAAUUUCUCUAAUAAUGAAACUUACAAUAAUGACUUUGAUGAUUCCAUCCACAGCAAUAAAGAAAAAAAACAAAAAACACAAACCCACCAACGUUUAUAUACACAAGAAGAACAAGAAGCCAGUGUUGUGUCUCUUAAAGAAAUCGGGAAGGAGAAUUGUAAGAGCCUGGAUGAAGAGGACACCAAAAUAUUAGAGGAAAAAGAAAUUAAUGAGAAAGGUUCCCAGUUGAAUCUUUCUGAAGUUCAAGACACCAGUCUUCAGCAGUCAGUUUCUCAGAAUCAUUCAAGCACCCUAAAUAAUGAAGCCAUGCCGCAGCGUCCAAGUCCACAUCGUGAGGCCAUAAUGAAGUCAUUAGCGCACAAGUUUGCAGUUGUGAAAAUAGAAAGGUUGACUGAAGAAAGAGUAGACAGCCUAAAAGGGAGUGAGCUGACACAGCUCGGUGAUUGUGGUGAUGAUAAUGAUGAGCCUCUAAGUGUAGAUGUCAGGGAAAACACCAGCAGCCAAAGUGACGUGGGUCUUGAAUGCGACACCAAAGUAUGCAAGUCUGAACUCAACCUGUCUCAGGAUAUGGAUAGUUCCGUUUUAUUAUUUCUUAGCAGUGAUGAGAGCCAACAGUCUGAAAACAGUGAGAAUGAGAAGGACACUGUGUGCUCUGUUGAAAGCAGUGGCCACAAGGAGUCGCCAGAUGGAGGAGACUUGGAAGACUCAGCGUGUGGUGGUGCACUGUUUGUAAUCGACAGAACUCCUGGACUGAGUGCCGACAAGAGUUUUUACCUGGAGGACAAGACCCCCAGUGAAGUUGCUCCUGACGAAGAAGAAAAGGAGGAGGAAGAAGUUGAACACAGUGAGGAAGAAGAAUCAUCAGACAGUGAUGAAAAUAAAGACGAGUCCAGUGAUGAGGAAGACUUACUGAGUAACACCAAGUCCAAGCUUUUGAAGUUGACAAGUAGCAGCAUAGAUCCUGGACUAAAUAUCAAGCAGCUGGGUGGUUUGUAUAUUAAUUUCAAUGUAGACAAACCGCAGCCUCACAAGAAAACCCUAACACAGGUCAAGGAGAAAAAGAAAAACGAGCUUCUUCAGAAAGCUGUCAUUACACCUGAUUUUGAAAAAAACUAUUGUAUCCCACCUUAUAGAGAAUCGAAGCAUCAACUUCAGAAACAGCGCAGGAAAGAGCGACAAAAAACAGCUGGCAAUGGUUGGUUUGGCAUGAAAGCUCCGGAACUGACAGAUGAACUGAAAAACGAUCUCAAAGCAUUGAAGAUGAGAGCAAGCAUGGACCCAAAAAGGUUCUACAAGAAAAAUGACAGAGAUGGUUUCCCCAAGUACUUCCAGGUUGGAACCAUCGUAGAUAAUCCAGCUGACUUCUACCAUUCAAGAGUUCCCAAGAAACAAAGGAAAAAGACUAUUGUGGAAGAGCUGCUGGCUGACUCUGAGUUCAGGAGAUUUAACCGAAGGAAGUAUUCAGAAAUCAUGGCUGAAAAGGCAGCAAAUGCAGCAGGAAAGAAGUUCCGGAAAAAGAAGAAAUUUCGCAAUUAAGAUCCACAAAGCAUUUUAUAGAUCCCCUUUAUUUUCUGAAGCUCAUCACAUAAUUUAUAUAAAUAAUAUAUAGAUAAAUAGUGAUUUCUGUUUGGAAAUAAAGCUGACUGACAAAAUCAA
Mesocricetus auratus (golden hamster) is the source of this 2491-nucleotide messenger RNA. RefSeq names its product deoxynucleotidyltransferase terminal interacting protein 2 (gene Dnttip2). Gene Ontology annotation, cellular component: nucleolus. Bases 80 to 2371 code for a protein of 763 amino acids. Gene Ontology annotation, biological process: RNA processing. Gene Ontology annotation, molecular function: RNA binding. The record is from RefSeq and is a predicted model, not a curated record. Lineage: Eukaryota; Metazoa; Chordata; Mammalia; Rodentia; Cricetidae. The transcript is spliced from 7 exons.